Messenger RNA from Physella acuta, 966 nucleotides. RefSeq lists its product as uncharacterized. Lineage: Eukaryota; Metazoa; Mollusca; Gastropoda; Physidae. The record is from RefSeq and is a predicted model, not a curated record. Gene Ontology annotation, biological process: signal transduction.
ACCCAGUAAGACAUAGGUACCCUGGCCUUCUUAAACCCUGCAACAAUAUACGAGUAUAUUUACCUGGGGUAAUCCCAGCUGUCUUCUAAGUAUUAAGCUUUAAAUGUAGACACCAUUGAAUACGAUCGUUUAAGUGCUGACGUUGAUUUUUUCGUUAGUCUUUCCAGAGAUGAAAUCUUGCACGUUUUGAUGUGUUGUUUAUAUGGCUAAUAAAAAGAUUCCCACUAAGGGCGGAGCUAUCGCUUCUCUCGUCAAAGGCCUACAUUCAGACACGAACAAACUGGCUAAUGCUUUUAACAACAGAAAGGAGGUCGAUGAUGCGAGAGCAGUCCUUGCCCCAGCAAACAAACACAUCUUCAUCAGCUACUGCCACAAAGACAAGGACACGGUGCACAAAAUUUACAGAAGUCUGAAGGCUGCCGGCUAUGAAGUUUGGAUCGAUAUAAACAACAUGGGGGGUAACCUACUUGAGGGAAUGGCCCUGGCUGUAGAGGACUCAUGGGUUGUCCUCUUUUGUAUGUCUAAACAUUACAAGGACAGUCCCAACUGUAGAACAGAAGCCGAGUACACAUUUCAACAACAUAAAGAGUACAUCAUUCUUCGUAUGACGUCGAGCUUUGUGCCAGAUGGAUGGCUAGGUAUGCUGUUAGGUGCUCGACUCUACUAUGAUUUCAGUGGAUCUAUACCCUAUGGGGAAAUAUUCAGGAAAUUACAAGACGAGCUGAAAGCAGUAAACGAGCGAGUGUUGGGAAGAAAAAACAUUUCUAAACAGCCACUUACAGCAAGGCGAUAACCUAUGAGUAUGAGAAGACAUUUUUGUUGGACAAAUACCUUACAAAGGAUAUUGCUGACUCUAUAUGACUCAACCAUUAUCUUGUAAACAAAACUUCAUGAUACGGGGACAAGGCUGUUUGGCUACAUUUGCUACUUUUCAUUACUUUAAGUCAAGUCUGUAGCCUUGCAGAG